AUGACAUCGUCAUUGGUCGCUUUAGCUCACUUGGGAGAGCGCCAGACUGAAGUAUUCAAACUCGGUCAACGCACUGUGCGGUAUCUGGAGGUACUGUGUUCGAUCCACAGAAGCGACAUUACUUUUUGCAUUGUCACAAAAGCUUCGUUCAUGUUACUUUGUUGUGAUGUAGUCCGUGGAGUUGAUAUGGAUCAGGCUGAGAAUGGCAAGACCUGGCUUCCCGAUUCGGCGAAGGCGACAUCAUUUUUGCGAAAGCUCGCAAAUGCCAAGAUGGUCGCAUUACAGCUGUUAUACCGUGCGGCUGCAGACAUGGUUGUCUCAAGAUCAUCAUCCUGGUAG
Messenger RNA from Fulvia fulva, 339 nucleotides. RefSeq lists its product as uncharacterized. NCBI's taxonomy places the organism in Eukaryota, Fungi, Ascomycota, Dothideomycetes, Mycosphaerellales, Mycosphaerellaceae. The transcript has 4 exons. The record is from RefSeq and is a predicted model, not a curated record. The coding region runs from base 1 to 339 and encodes 112 amino acids.